Molecule: messenger RNA, 1516 nt
Organism: Triplophysa rosa
Lineage: Eukaryota; Metazoa; Chordata; Actinopteri; Cypriniformes; Nemacheilidae
Gene: qtrt1
Product: queuine tRNA-ribosyltransferase 1
Exons: 9
Coding region: 19-1275 (418 amino acids)
Cellular component (GO): cytosol
Molecular function (GO): tRNA-guanosine(34) queuine transglycosylase activity
Source: RefSeq, a predicted model, not a curated record
CUAUAAACACUGUUAAAAAUGGCGGCGCCCGUAGCGGCGAACACACAUGAGUGUGAAUGCAGUAUGGCAUCGUUAAAAGCUGUAUCAUCUGCUGCUCAUCUUGCUCUUCGAAUCGUGGCGGAGUGUCCCGUAAGUAAGGCGAGAGCUUGCACUCUCACUCUCCCCCACAGCACGGUCAGUACCCCGGUGUUCAUGCCGGUGGGCACCCAAGGCACCAUGAAGGGAAUCACUGCAGACCAGCUGGAGGAUCUGGACUGUCACAUAUGUCUGGGAAACACGUAUCACCUGGGUAUGAGGCCGGGUCCUGAGUUAAUAGAGAAAGCCAAAGGAUUGCAUGGAUUUAUGAAUUGGAAAAGAAAUCUUUUAACGGACAGCGGAGGUUUUCAAAUGGUGUCUCUUGUCGAACUUUCCGAAGUAACAGAGGAGGGGGUCACGUUCCGUUCCCCGUAUGACGGCAAAGAAAUCCUGCUCACCCCUGAGCAAUCCAUAGCCAUACAGAACAGCUUGGGUUCGGAUAUCAUGAUGCAACUGGAUGAUGUGGUCAGCAGUACGGUGAAAGGGCCGCGGGUGGAAGAGGCAAUGCACCGCUCUGUGCGCUGGCUGGACCGCUGCAUCGCGGCAAACAAGAAUCCAGACAGACAGAACCUGUUCGCUAUUAUACAAGGGGGACUUGAUGCCAAACUGCGCAAGGCGUGUUUAGAUGAAAUGACAAAGCGCGAUGUACCGGGCUUCGCCAUCGGUGGUUUGAGUGGGGGAGAGGAAAAGGAUGAUUUCUGGAAGAUGGUGACUCUAAGCACAGACCACCUGCCUAGAGAAAAGCCCCGUUACCUUAUGGGAGUUGGCUAUGCACUCGACCUGGUGGUCUGUGUUGCCUUGGGCUGUGAUAUGUUUGACUGUGUUUUCCCGACUCGUACAGCAAGAUUUGGCUCCGCUUUGGUUCCCUGGGGAUCUCUGCAGCUCAAACAGAAGCAAUAUGCUAAAGACUUCCAGCCAAUUGACCCUGACUGCCAGUGUCCCACCUGCAGGAGACACAGUCGGGCUUACCUCCACGCCCUGUUCAAGAGUGACACUGCAGCCAUGCAUCACAUAACCAUCCAUAACAUCUCCUACCAGCUCACCCUCAUGCGAUCGGUACGUCAGAGCAUCAUAGAGAAGAGGUUUCCAGAGUUUGUGAAAGCAUUCAUGAAGAGGAUGUUCUCGUCCAGUGAGCAGUACCCCAGCUGGGCUGUAGAGGCGCUACAAUCAGUAAACAUCACUGUUAACUGUGUGGCCUAGAAAGGCUAGACUUUUAGUUUUUUAUGCAUUUUGUUUUAACAUACUAUAGCCUUUUUAUACAUGUUAAACAUCUGCUCUGUAAUAAAAUCUUUUAUUCAAACUUUUAUCUACGUCCAACCAAAACAUUUAAAUGAAUGUGAUAAGCCAAUGUUUAAGUAACUUGUAUAGAAAAAGUGUAUAUUGUUUAUUUAUUGAUGAAAGAAAGCAGCGAUGAAAUCGUGGUAUCUGCAGCUGUAUGCUU